Messenger RNA from Moneuplotes crassus, 1459 nucleotides. NCBI's taxonomy places the organism in Eukaryota, Ciliophora, Spirotrichea, Euplotida, Euplotidae. The record is from the annotation of a GenBank genome assembly.
AUAUGAACUUAAUCUUUCUAUGGAGCUGGAUGAUUACUAUUGGCAUUGGAAUGUUCCAGAUGGGAUACUGUAACGUAAUGUUCUCUUCUUUCCUUGACAUUCUUCAUAACCAACAUGAUGUCAAAGCUAACUCUUAUAUAAAAAAUGAAAACGACUUUAACUCUGUAAUAACCACAGCCGUGCCUGUUGGAGCAGCCCUUGGAGCAUUUACUGGUGGUAUUAUUGCCUCUAUUGGUCGGAGAGAAGGAAUAAUUCUUAUUAAUUUCCUCUUGUGAGUCGGUACAGCAAUCACGAUGAUCCUUGACUUCUUUGCACUCUUGAUCGGAAGACUAAUAGUUGGUUACUCUGUUGGAGUCCUAUCAGUGCUUACACCUCUCUUUAUAUCAGAGGUAUCUCCUGUUGAGCUCUCUGGGCCUCUUGGAACUUUAAGUCAGAUUAUGUGAACUGUGGGAAUAAUGAUUGGAUAUUUCAUGGGAUACCUUGCUCCACUAAAACUAACCCCUGAAGGAAAGGAAAAUCCUGCUAUAUUGUCAACAAACUCUUGGAGAUAUGUUUUUAUUAUUCCGGGAAUAAUAGCUAUAACACAUUCACUUCUUUUAUUAUUUGUUUUCAAAUACGACACUCCAAAAUAUUACCGCCAGGUUGGGAACGAAGUCAUGGCUAGGAAGGUUGAAUUAGAAAUUGAUCCAGAUAUUCACCAGAAAAAUAAUCUACCAAAAAAGGAAGUAGAAAAGGAAGAAAAAGUUCCUGUUUCUAAACAUUGCAGUCCUUUGUUUAGGUGGGCUCUUGUAAUUGGCUGACUACUGGCAGCCUUUCAGCAAUUAACUGGAAUAAAUGUUGUCAUAUUUUAUUCUAAUAAAGUGUUCGUAUCAGGAUCAGUACCUGGAAGGCAGACUUACAACGAUUUAGUUGAAGCCAGAACAGGGACAAUGAUAGUUGGUAUUGUGAACUGGGCUGCGACUAUGGUUACAAUCCCUCUCCUGGGCAGAUUAGGCAGGAAGGUACUACUCCUGAUAGGCCAUACAGGCAUGUUAGUCUCCCUCGUAGCUUUAGGCAUUUGUGCUGUCUUCAAUGAUAAUAUGCUUAUUAUUCUUUUCACCGUAACCUUUAUCGCGUUUUUCGAAAUAGGUGUAGGGUCAGUAUUAUUUUUAUAUGCCGCAGAAAUUAUGACGGAGAUAGGAAUUUCAAUGGCUUUAGUAGUAUGCUGGAGUUUGACCAUUCUAAUAUCACUUAUUACUCCAAGGAUGAUCCUUUGUCUCGGUCAGAAAGGACUCUACUUCAUGUUCGCAGGGAUUAACAUUGUUGGCUGGCUUUUCAUAUUGUUCUUUGUUAAAGAAAGUAAGGGAAAAUCUAAAGAAGAGCUAAAGAUGCUCUAUUCUUCAGAGGUUGAGUAUAAAUACGAGAUGAAAGAAAUGAGCGAUGAGAAGCAUCCAAAAGAUUAUUAAAAUUCAUUAAUUUC